AUGCGAAUUGCACUGAUUUUAUUAUUGAUAAUUGAAAUAGCGAAAUUUGAAGUUAACGUGACCAAACACAAUAUUUAUAGAGGUCUUAUAUACAACGGCCGAAGUUAUAGUGAAGAUGAUUAUCCGUUCGUAAUUUCUAUUAAAAUAAAGUACCCUAACCAUACUAAGAAGACUUGCUCAGGUUCGCUUUUAAAAAAAUUGUUCGUUUUGACUUCUGUUCACUGUGUUUACGGUAUUGACAUAGAUUAUAUUGAAGUAUAUCAGGGUACAUGGUUACAAAAUAAUAUUUCACGAAACUUAGUUGAAAUGUACAUACACGAAGACUAUAACCCAGAUAAUAAGCAUACAUUUAUAAGUGGAGAUAUUAGUGUAUUAAAAAUAAAUAAACCGUUUCCAAAAAUAAAGAAAUAUAUAAAAAUAGGUGGCACUCAUCGUGAUUUUACUAAUGGAAAAAUUCUCAAUUGUACAGUAAUUGGGUUUGGUUUAAUCAAUGAAAAUACUAUGGGUACAAAAGGAUUUAUGAGCAAUAUUAUGGUCAAACAUGGUAAAAAAGCAUGUCGAGGAUCUGAAAGUAAUCCUAUAAAAAACACAUGGCAACAAUAUUUGUGUAUGAUACCAGGCGAGAAUACGACUUGUGAUGGAGAUAACGGUGGUCCGAUGAUUUGCAAUGGCUUGCUAUAUGGUAUAUGCAGUUUUGCAAUAAAUUAUAAUGGAGAGAUGGAAAACAUAUGUGGCAGUGAAAAUCUUCAAACUGUCCACGUGUUUCUUUACUAUUAUAGAAAAUGGAUAAAUAAUAUUAUAAAAUCGGACAUACCGACCACAGUUAGUAUACCGGACACAGCGACGAUUAUACCGGAUACUACGGAUUUACCCGACACGUUGAAAACUCCGAAGUAUACGACUAAAAAACCAUUAAAACCGAAAAAAAAUGUUGGCAAAUCGAUUACACCACAUAUAUUGUAUACGAUUUUAACAUUGUUAUUUUAUCAUGGUUUUUCUAGCAUUUAA
Messenger RNA from Melanaphis sacchari, 1008 nucleotides. RefSeq names its product chymotrypsin-1-like. Bases 1 to 1008 code for a protein of 335 amino acids. The transcript is spliced from 5 exons. Gene Ontology annotation, molecular function: serine-type endopeptidase activity. Gene Ontology annotation, biological process: proteolysis. The record is from RefSeq and is a predicted model, not a curated record. NCBI's taxonomy places the organism in Eukaryota, Metazoa, Arthropoda, Insecta, Hemiptera, Aphididae.